AUGGAACUGAGACUUCCUCAAUAUACUUAAUUUUUCAUAACAAUCAAUAGUUUGGUGAGUGACAAGGUUAUUAAUAAACAGUAAAAAACUGAAUUAGAAUAAAGCAUUUUAAGAAAAGAGAAAAGCCUAAUGGAGAUUGUUAGCAAAUAUGGGAGUAAAGAUAUGUAAAAUAAAUACAGAGUAUAAAUUUUAGGGAAUAAUAAUUUCGUGAAAGAAUAGUUUAGUACUCUAAUCAUAAAUAAAACGAUACCUUUAUACCUCAUAUCAAAAUUGCAGAAAAAAAUAAAAGUAACAAAUUUAGUGUAAGUGCCAGACAAAUUUAAUUUUAGUAAGAAGAUCCUAUAGUUGAGACCAAUUAAGAUGUAUUACUUGAAUUAAAUAUAAAUAGUCAUUAUCUCCCUUCAUUUUGCAACUGAUUGAAUAGCUUGACACUAUGCUCUCAAUAAAUAUGACAAAUGGAGGACAUUUAAUUCCUACAGAUAUCAAGAAGUUAACCUAAUUAAGGGAUUAAAUUAACAAAUAUUUAGGGAUUCAAAAUUAAUCAGAAUUAGACAAUGAAUCACCUAUAAGGUGUACAAAUAUUAGUGUUUGUGGAAGAGUAAUUUAAGAAUAAUAAGAUGAGAAGUCUGAUUAAAUUGAUACUAGCGUUCAGUUAAAAAGUAAAUAUUAUAUUCAAAUAAUCGAUUAAAUUAAAUAAACUUAUGCUUAAUUAAAAGUAUAAAAAUAAUUAUUAUUAUCUUUUAUAGAGUUUAUUUUUGGGAAGUUUACAUACACAUUAUUUACUAAUGUAAGAGGAAUUAUCAUACAAUAAUUUAGUAAAUGUUGUUAAAUCACUUAUUAAAGAAUUAACUGAUUCGGAUGAUAUAUACUUUCUGAUUAAAAGAAAUGAAGAGUGGGAUUUCUAUUCUACAGAAAAAGAUUCAAUAAAAUAGAUUGAAAAAGAUAAACAAUAAGUAUUCUUCUUAAAUUUUUCACAUCUUAAACCUAAUAUUGUUUAUAAUUUUUAGAAUAAUGAAAAUUAAACUAAGCUAUUAGAAUAAGUAUUGGAUUUGAAUUCUUAAUUUACUGAAUUAUCAAUAAUAAGAUUCAUCAAUUAAAAUAAAUAAGAGACAUUUUUUUUCUUUUAUUGGAAUAAACCAGGAAGAAAUAAGUUAUUUAGAAGAUUUAUAAAGUACAAUAUUUUAUAUUAUUUAAAAUAGUGAAGCUAACGAAUACAGAUUCAAAGAUGAAGUCUUAUCCUUAACAAAUUUCUUGAUUGAUGUGAUUUUAUAAGCCAGAGUUCAAUAUUUUAAUCCAGUCUAAUUUGCAGAUUAGAUUUUGGAUAUAGUUUUAAGUUUUGUAGAGUCAUCACAAUAUAUCCUAUUUGAUGAAAUAUUUAGAGCUUUAAAUCCUCAUUUUCAAAUUAAGAAAGAUUAUAUAUACUCUGGGGAUGAAAUAUAGGAAGUAUAAAUGAAUUCUGUAAGAAUUGAAAUGAAAUGUAGGAAUCCUAUUGCUUUAAUUUUGGAAGAGUUUUAUCUUAAUAGAUAGGAUCAUUAGUACAUUUAUACAGAAAUAUAUAAUUUGAAAUCUAAAUAUUAGAGACAUUUGAGAUUGUGUCAUGAGAAAAUAGCAUAUUAUAAAUACUUUUUAAGAUCUACAGAUACAAUUCUAUUUGAUUUUGAUAAAAAUGGCAGACUUAUAUUUUUGAAUCACUAUAUUUGGGAGACUCUCAAAUAGAAAUAUAAUAUUUAAUUUUCUUUAGAUAAAAGGACUCCACAUUACAAAGAGUUAUUUACAGAUGAAAGAAUUUUAAAGUAUAUAGAUUUGGAUGAAUUUAUGAUGAAAAAGAAAAAUGAAUACAUUUAAAAUGAAGAUUUUGAAAUAUUUUUGAAGGUGGUUGAUUAAGUUUAUAAAGGAUUUGUGAUAAUAUUUCAUCUUUAAGAAGGAUCAAGAAUGACAGAUUACAUAAAGAAUUUAAAAAACGAAGAAUCAUUGGAAGAUGAAAUCAAAUAAUCAAUUCAACGUUCAUAUAACAAACAUUAAACAUUUAAAUUCAUUUCUUAAUUACAAAAAUCCAAUCCAAAUGUUAAAAAUUCAUAUAUUUCAUUAUUUAUACCAGAAGAGUAAUCUUUAGAUAAUUAAGAACAAUAUUAUUAAUCAAAUAAUUCAUUAUAAUCAUGUAAAACCAGAAAGCCUAGAUUGAGUAUUCAAAUGUUGGGUAAAACAAUCAAAGCAUUUCAUUACUAAGCAUCUAAAUUACGUAUAAAAUCAAUAGAAUCAGCAUUGGAAAUAGAAGAGGAUGAUGAUUUGGAUACAUUAUAUGAAGACAAAACAAUAGAUAAAUUUGAAUUUAAUAUUUUCUCUGUAAUUAUUUACAUUUAUUGAUUAAUAGUAUAAGGACAACAUGAAAGCAAAGUUAGUGUAUCAUAUUAUUAAGAAAAAUGAAUGGAUUGAUAAUUACGAUAUAAAUGAAGAUGUUCUGAUGAAAUUUAUUAAAGAAGUUGAAAGAAAAUAUAACAAAAGGAAGAAUCCUUUUCAUAAUUUUGAUCAUGGUAUUACUGUAAUGCACAGUUGUAAUUUUUUAUGUUCUUUGCCAAAAGCACAUGAAUAUAUAAGUGAGAUUGUGUAUUUUGCAACAGUGAUAUCUGGAUUAUGUCAUGAUAUUUCACAUACAGGAAGGACGAAUCAGUUUGAAAUCAAUAGCAAAAGCAAAUUGGCUACAAGAUACUUAGAUAAGAGUGUAAUUUAUUUGAUUUAUUUUGUUAGCCUUUGGAAAAUCAUCAUGCAGCUGUCACUUUGAGAUUAUUGAAUUAGGAUAAUUAUAAUAUAUUAUCAGGAUUAAGUGUUGAAGAUUUGUCUAUUUUCAGAUAGACAUUAGUUGAAAACAUUCUAUUCACAGAUAUUAAAUAACAUUUUGGUUUAAUUAAGGAUUUUGAGUAAAGAGUGAAAGAAAGUAAAGAUAAUUAGGAUAGGAUGUUUGGUUAAAUGGAUGGUGAUGUAAAAUUGUUUACAGGAAUGAUUAUUCAUACUUCAGAUUUUAGUGGUGCUGCAAAAGUAUUUGAAUUAUCGAAAGCUUGGACAGAGAAAGUUAACAUGGAAUUUAAAGCCUAAUUCGAUGAGGAAGGAACUCGUAAGAUUACUUAAACACCAUUUAUGAAAGACUUAGACUAAUAAGAAAUAAUGGCUAAAAAUGAAAUGGGAUUUUUUAAAGUUAUUGUUAGACCGUUAUGGGCUAGUUUAAAUGAAUUUUAUGUAUUUAAUGUAUAUUCAACAUUAAUAGGAUAAACAACUGCAGAAUGUUAUUGAUAAUGUAGAGAACACAAUAAUUAAUUGGGAGAAGAUAUAUCAUACAUACAAUAAACAAGAGAAAUAAGAUUGA
This is a messenger RNA of Paramecium pentaurelia, 3358 nucleotides long. The record is from the annotation of a GenBank genome assembly. Lineage: Eukaryota; Ciliophora; Oligohymenophorea; Peniculida; Parameciidae.